Molecule: messenger RNA, 5431 nt
Organism: Varanus komodoensis (Komodo dragon)
Lineage: Eukaryota; Metazoa; Chordata; Lepidosauria; Squamata; Varanidae
Gene: PDXDC1
Product: pyridoxal dependent decarboxylase domain containing 1
Exons: 23
Coding region: 173-2500 (775 amino acids)
Biological process (GO): carboxylic acid metabolic process
Cellular component (GO): intracellular membrane-bounded organelle
Molecular function (GO): pyridoxal phosphate binding; carbon-carbon lyase activity
Source: RefSeq, a predicted model, not a curated record
AGCGCGUAACUUCCCACCCGGCCCGGCCGCUCCUCCCCUCGGCUGCCGCCUGGCAGUUCGUCAGGGGUGCCAACGUGGAGCCGGCCGAGGCCGAAGCGAAGGCGGAAGUGCUCCGAGGGGAAGAGGAGGAGGCAGGCAGCCGUUAUCCCCCGCAGCUGAGGAACCUGCGGCCAUGGAGGGCUCCUUGGAGAAGAUGGUUGACCCUACGCUAGCAGAAAUGGGAAAGAAUCUUAACGAGGCCAUGAAGUUGCUUGAAGAUACUCAAAGGAAAGUGGAGGAAGAAAAUGAAAAGUAUGCAAGGAAGGAUAUUCCCGGACCGCUGCAAGGCAGUGGGCAAGAUAUGGUCAGCAUCCUCCAGUUAGUCCAGAAUCUUAUGCAUGGAGAUGAGGAGGAGGAAUCAUUGCAGUCCUACCGGCUUCAGAACGUGGGGGAACAAGGUCACAUGGCCCUGCUGGGGCACAGCCUGGCGGCCUACAUUUCAGUGCUAGAUCGCGAGCGGCUGAGAAAACUCACCACGAGGAUCCUUUCGGACACCGCUCUGUGGCUGUGCAGACUCUUCAGGUUUGAAAAUGGGUCAGCGUAUUACCAUGAAGAUGAUCGUGAGGGUCUUUUAAAAGUCUGCAGGCUAGUGAUUCACUCACGCUACGAAGACUACACUAAUGAAGGGUUCAAUGUGCUUUAUAGCAAGCAGCCGGUCCUGUACAUUAGCUCUGCAGCCAGAGCUGGCUUGGGCCAAUUUCUGUGCAGUCAGCUUGGCCUACCCCUUUCCUGCAUACGCCCGGUGCCUUGUAACACCAUGUUUGGCUCUCAGCAUCAGAUGGACGUGGCUUUACUGGACAAAUGGAUUAAAGAGGACAUCAAGUCGGGAAAGCUGCCACUGUUAUUAGUAGCCAAUGCUGGCACACCAGGAGCAGGGCAUACGGACAAGCUCGGGCGGCUUAAAGAACUCUGCGAGCAGCACAGCAUGUGGAUACAUGUCGAAGGGGUGAAUUUGGCCACUCUGACUUUGGGUUAUGUGUCUUCAUCUGUACUGGCAUCAACCAAAUGCGACAGUCUGACCCUGACUUUGGGGCCCUGGUUAGGUCUCCCAGCAGUGCCUGCCGUGACUCUGUACAGACAUGAGGAUCCUUCUUUGUCCUUGGCUGCAGGCCUCACCUCGAGUCAGGCAGUGGAGAAGCUUCGUGCCCUGCCGCUGUGGCUCUCCUUGCAAUACCUUGGACAUGACGGGAUCGUUGAGAGAAUAAAACACGCAUCUCAGUUGAGUCAACGACUGUUGGAAAAUCUGAAAAACCAGGAUUUUAUUAAAACCUCAGUCGAAGAUGAGCUUAGUUCUCCCGUGGUAGUAUUCAGGUUUGCUCCAGAACUUCCACAUAUAGAUCACAGGUUACACGCUGCACAGACCCCUAUAGCAACUGGCAAUGAGCGAUAUGUGUGUGAUACUUUUACCCAGUGGCUGGGAGAGCAGCUGGCUCAGCUGGUGCCGGCCAGUGGCGUGGAUAUUGUGGAACUGGAAGACGAAGGCACCUGCGUGCGCUUCAGCCCAUUAAUGACUUCUGCAGUUUUAGGAACUGAAGUGCAAGAUGUUGACCAGUUGGUGGACUGCUUAAAGAUGAAGGUUCCAGUACUGACCUGCACACUGCAGCUAAGGGAUGACUUUGAGCAAGAAGUAAAAAGAACCAUCGGCCUCUCUUACGUCGAAGACCUCAGCUGGCCUGGACUCGGGGUGGUGAGGUACGAGGGGCAGAAUGAAGACAAGCAGGAGCAAGAAAUGGAGAAGAUUAAUAAUGGGCUUCUGAAAAAGCUAAAUGAGCUGGAAUCGGAUCUGCAGUUUUCCUUAGGCCCAGAAUUUGGAGGGGAGAAAAACUGCAUUUAUAUCGGAAUGGUCACCGAGGAUCUAGAUGUGUCUGAGCUGGUUGAAACAAUUGCAGCGAUGGGCCGUGAAAUCGAGGAAAAUUCAAGGCUGCUAGAAAACAUGACUGAGGUUGUCCGAAAAGGCAUCCUGGAAGCACAGGUUCAGCUGGAGAAGGCCAAUGAAGAAAGACUUCUUGAGGAGGGGCUGCUCCGACAGAUUCCUGUAGUGGGCUCCGUGCUGAACUGGUUUUCUCCAUUCCAUGCGUCACCAAAGGGACAGACCUUCAACCUGACAGCAGGUUCUUUAGAAUCUACAGAGUCCACCUAUGUCUCCAAAGUACAGGGCACAGGGACCACCCCACCUCCUACCCCCACAUCCAGCCGUGCCAAACAAAGGCUUCCCGGACAAAAGCUGUUCAGAAGGUCUUUAAGGAACUCCGAUGGGUUCAGUGAGACGAGUUCAGUGAGCCAUAUGGAUGACUUGGACAGAGCAGAGCAACGCCCUGCAGAGCAAGAGCGUCUGGAGCAACAGAAGCCAGACGAGAGUGCAAGUCGGGCCUCGGAAACCGCUGAAGGCGCCUCGCACGAUCAGGGCCAGACCCCAGGAAAUGGCUGCACAAAACCCGAGGAAGAAGAGAGCCUGAGAUAAAAGCCCAAUACUGCCCAUUAAGACUUUGUACAGACAAAUGCAGUCCCUCUCCAGCAGGGUAAUGUAAGGAUGCAUUCAAAAUGUGAACAGUGCCACAGUUAGCACAGUAAUAGCUACUGCUAACCUGACUGGAGAUUUUGCACAAAGAUUAGUGGAAGAAUUCUUCUCUCCUCCACCCCCUUUACCUUCUUUGUGGGGCCUUGUUUUUACUGUACACUUUGCUAUGAUGCCUCUUUGUCCUGCAUACCUUCACAUUGCCAAGGUUGUGUUUGAAUGGCUAGUAAACAUUUGCCUCUCUGCCAAGGAGCAUGCAAGUGACCAUUAUGGCGGUGCACCCUAAAGAUGAUUUGUUUAUUUUUUUAAAAAAGAUAACUUUCCCAGGUGUCUCUUGAUUUUUAGGUUGAGCAAUUAAUUGCACAUGGUGCUUUUGGGGAAGAGAGGUUAAUUCCUAACCUGUUCAAUAAGACUUCCACUUGCCACUAUCUUAUUUUUCAACAUCCAUGUUCCAAGGUGAACAAAUCCGUCAUGACCUUCGCUAGACUUUUAACCUUAGACUUCAUUUUAUAACUCGCUUAUUUUUUAAGAAAAAUUCUGCAGACGUUUUCCUCAUAUGUGCAUGUAUGAAUGUCUGAGCCCUACACCGUCCGGGCUGUCUUUCUGUCCCGCUGUAGACCUUUGUGUUCUCACAAGGCCUGAAGGAGCUGGAUCACUAAGCUCUUCCAGCAUUUCUGACACGUCACAGUGCCCCUUUCCCACUUUCAAGACCGCUUGGAAUCAAACACGACUGGGACAUUUUGCAUCACUCAGAAUAUCUUGAGUCACGCCCUUUUGAAAAAUGAUGGUGAAACAUUUGAACUGACGUUGAAUGUCUGCGAUGUUUCCUGGUCUGCUUCUUCUGGAUUGUUUUCUGAUCUGAUCUAUUUUCUGAUCCAUUUUUCCUGACAUUUGUUAGAUAGUGUAAAUACCCAGAGAAAUUAUUAGACUAAAUGCACUGCUGCACUAUUUAAAAAACUAACUCCCUGAGCUAGCUUUUUGUUUAAAUCCCCGAGCAAAUAUUCGGAAGCAUAUUUCUUCUCCCAUUAAUUAUGUGUUCACUUUUGGGAUUGCUCCAUUUCUGGGCCUGUUGAAUUUGCAUCGCAUCAAACCAGGAGAAAGUUAGUUGGAAGGAAGGAAGGAAGGAAGGAAGGAAGGAAGGAAGGAAGGAAGGAAAACAAAGAUAGUUGUGUUGAUCACAAGAAAAUUUCCAAAAUCCAUGUGGCUAUUAAUGUUUUUGGCCAACCAAAAGAUCAUCAAAAAAUGGUGUGAGCUUUUGAAAUACUCAGAUCUCUUCAGGCAAGAUACAAAUGUUUCAUAACUAUCCCUGCAGAAGAGCUUUUCAGAGCCUGCAUCUCUGGAUGAUCUUUUGGUUAAUUCUAAGAACCAUGUAACCAUUCGCCACAUGAUUUUAAAUUCAUGUGGUUUAAAAAAAAAGUGUUGCCCAAACAAGGAUUAAUUCUCUCUUUGUGAAGGGCCUUUCUUGCAGUCAAUGUCUGUGGCGUUCCUUCUUGCGGUUUACCUGUUUGCAUAAACUAGGUACGGUCUACUCCUAAGCUACUGGAGAUGUGAACCUCAUCCUAGCCCAGGCAAUGCAUUAAAUGUUGGCUGUUCACCAGGGACCACUCUACUCUGUAAUGCAAUAGUAGCAGCCUAGGCACCGAAAAUGAGUGUUUAUCAACAAGAGAGGAAAUGCCCAAAUGAACUGCAGGGUCACGGCAACAGGAAAUGCUCACUGGAAGAGAGAACCUAGAGAUCCUCUGCUUUUCAACCCAGACACAGAAAUGGCUUAGAGAACCUGUGUAGCAAAGGGCCCAACUAGAUACCAUGGCAAAGACCUAAUUUCUUCCUGCUCCUUCACAAUAGUUAGUUUAAGUGAAUGAGGUCAACUGUAUGGGAAAGGUAAGUUCUGUUGGUGUUAUGGAAACGGAAGUGAGAACUUAAGAUGCACAGGAUCUAGUUUUAGGUCUGUAUAACUGGACUGGUGAAUUCAAACUUCUCUUUCCCCUCAGCAACUCUCCAGUCCCUUCCAAGUGUGAUACAGAGGUCAGGGCAAACUUGAUGAGCUGUAGGGUAGGAAGGGGGCCUCCAAAAAUUUGACGGGAGAACUGCCUCUAAGGGGAGUCCUUCCAUCCACAGAAGUAGGAUCAUGUCCAUAAGGCAGUCUUCUCCAAUGGCCAUGCUGACCUGGAAUUCUGGAAGCUGCAGUCCAACCCAGCUGGAAGGUACCAGGUUGAGAACGGUUUCCACCAUGUUUCUUCCAACAGCAGGUUUAGUUCUCAGCCAGUGGUAGUCCAGGGCUCCAAUGUCACGGAGGUGGUUACUCACUGCAGGUUGCAGAAUGAACUUUAAGGGAGAUAACCAGAAUGCUGAACCCUGGCCCCAGGUUAGUCUCAGGACCACGGAAAGCUCCUUAAAGGUGAUGACCACAAACCUGAGUGAGUACACUGUCCCAUCUUCUGCUGUCUUCACCAAGCUAAUUUCCUUGAUGAGCUCGGCUAGAACAAGCUUGCAGUGGCCUCCAAAUCAUUCUAGCGAAUUCCAGUGGCCCGAAUGGCCGCAAGGGUUGUGGACUGAGAGCUGCUGGUGGUCAAGCGCAGUCAACUCGCCCUCCGGUAUGAAGGAUGGGGAAAUGUGCGCUGGCACAGCGGGGUUGCUUUCUUUCUCGAAAUAAGGGUUGACUUUUAAAAUGCAAAUUUGAUUCCUUGUCUUCCUCAACCAUAUAUUUGGUGCAAUUAAUUAUAUAUUAACUGGGGUUCAUUGAGGGGAAAGGGUUAAAGUUAUAAUCGUUAAUACAAAUUUUAAUGUUUUUAUAUGGUUAAGCUGGCAGUUUUGCUGGAAUACAGACCUAAUUUAGAUACCUCCCAAAUGCUUCAAUAAAAGUUCCUCAAAUUGUUA